Linum trigynum is the source of this 3152-nucleotide messenger RNA. NCBI's taxonomy places the organism in Eukaryota, Viridiplantae, Streptophyta, Magnoliopsida, Malpighiales, Linaceae. The record is from the annotation of a GenBank genome assembly.
CUUCCCACUCCGACGAUCCCUCGGUCACGGUUCCCUACUCGCUUCUCGGCUGAAGCGGAUUCCGACAUCGGUUGGACUGAAAUUUGCAGAAACGGGAAGCGCGUCUUCCAGGAAGUCGUUCUCUUCAUCAGUCACUUCAUCGGCGGCGGAUCGUCUCAGCCUUUCUGUCAAUCUCUAAGAAAAAGCUUCUAUUCUCCUGCUGCUGCUGCAGCAGCCGGCAGGCGACAAUGCACGGCCGCCCUCGUAAGCCUCUGAAACUACAGGAAGCUUGCUGUUCAGCAGAAUCUCCGACAGUGCGAAUCGGAUCCCGAAUCUGUUAAUUCGAUUCUCAAUGAAGAACUUAAUGUGGUGUGUAAUUUACUUGAAAAACCACUGGGAGUGGGAUUGAAAUUUCCUGUUAUUAUGUGUGAAACUGAAAUUGGAAUCCCCAAGCAAUCUAUGCUUGGUUUUCCUUUUUGGGUUCAUUUUACCUUGUCUAGUGUUAUGAGAAUAGUAUUUGUAGGUGGAGAAUGCAUUGAGGCAAAAUUUCAAGUCGUAUGGAGCUUGGCACCAUAGGAAAUGGGUGCUGGACAAAGGGCAUUCCUCCAUGGAUAAGGAGUUAGGGCUUUUGGACAAGCUCCAAGCCAUGGAUGCACGGAAUUUUCAUGCUUGGAAUUACCGCAGAUUUGUGGCAGCAUUGAUGAAACGAUCGGACGAGGAUGAACUAGAGCACACCGAAAAUAUGAUUGACAAGAACCUCAGUAACUAUUCUGCCUGGCACAAUCGCAGUGUGCUUCUGUCAAAUUUGAUGAAGAAGGCGGCUCCAGGAUUUACUAACAAAGAAGAGGUUUUAACAAGGGAGUAUGAAUUGGUAUGUGAGGCUCUUUUCACUGAUGAAGAUGACCAAAGUGGCUGGUUCUAUCAUCUUUGGCUUCUUGAUCAAACUGUCAGAUCUGAUUUCCCUCUGCUUGUCUCUUCAUGGCCUGUCGAAGGUUCUGAUAUUUUCCUGCCAGCAGCUGAUUGUCUGGAUGGUUGUGCUUCUAUGAAUGUGUUCCAUUACAGUUCCAGAAAUUUUCCUCUCGUUCUUUACUUCAACCAAUCUGUCGGAGGUGUAAACUCAUCUACUGUCAGUGUUUCGUGUGGGUUUAACCUAAACGCUGAUCUGAUCUGGAAACCUCUUUCUUCGAAUGACUCUCAAUGUGCAAAAGUUUGGGCUACACGUUUAGCCAUCCCUGAUGCUGAGCUUCAUUCUUCAGAACCUUACCAGGUGGAGGUUAAAGUUGGAUAUUCACUAGGAAUUGUUUCAACUACUGGUGUAGCAUAUAGCCAUCCUUCUCAGACUUCAUUUCAACUGCACUUACAAAAGCCCCCACUUGAAUCUGGACACGAGUCAAGGUUAGGGAAAAUUCAGUGGAAAGAUGAUUGUUUUGCUGAUUAUGAAUCUGGUUCUGCAGAACCUGAUUUGGUUAACCUUCUUCUUGACAAUCUAACAAUCAAGAAUGAGGUAGGGCCAACAGCUUCAACAUGGCAAGCAAGAAUCAUUGAUUACGAAACUAAUAUUUUUCGUGACUUAUUGGACUGCAAAAUUGGGAUGCUGACAGUGGCCAGGCUGUUGACUGCUUACGAUUUGUUGAGACCUUUGGACAAACCAGUCCAUUGUGAGGAAGUUUUAGAGCUAUACAGUGAGCUAAUGAAGUUGGACCCUACUCACUAUAGAUAUUACAAAGAUAACCACAGCUUGGUUUUAUUGCAACAGGUGACAUCUAGUAAGGAAUCUUUGCUGAGUCAUUGUUUUCACUAUAGGGACUCAACUCUGUCAACCAGUGGGGGUCCCUUGUGUUUGCGACUAAACAACUUAGCAAUUUCACAAUUGGGAUCUUUUGGGAAGUUGCUAUGGGUUCAAGUGUUAGACCUCAGCAACAAUGGACUUCAAUCGAUUGAAGGAUUGGAGGCUCUGCAACGUCUCUCACAAUUGUGUUUGAGGAACAACAAAUUCAGGAGUUUUACUGCUUUGGAGUCUCUGAGAUAUUUGAAGUCACUGAAAGUGUUGGAUAUUUCGCAAAACGAAAUAGGUUCUCAUUCCAUCGACACCACUAGAUAUCUAUUCCGUUCUCCAUUGUCCCAUUCAAUGGGAAGUUGUGAUGGGAAUAUCAAUGAUCUCAGUUCAAAAGCCUACUGGGAAGCUUUUUUCGUUCUCAAAGACAUGGGGCUGACUCAGUUGGACAUGGCUGGGAAUGCAAUCGCUAGUGGAAGUUUUAAUGUGUUCCUGGAAAAGCUCCUGCCCACUCUCAAGUGGCUGGAUGGUGUACAAGUAAACUAAUUUUCAUCAUGGUGGGAGAUCUCAGGCGGAAGCAGGUAAAAAGCCUAAAAUACUGCUGUUGCUGCUUCUCUGUAAUUACCAUGCAUUUCCUGUUUCCAAGUUGACGUUGCAUUCUGACCCAUAAUUCACACAGGUGAGCAAGUUUACUUGCCGAGGUGAAUAUUAACUAGACUGAUGUGGCGGGAUGAGGAGCAAGCUUCAGCGGCUAGUGCUACAGGUAUAAGGACUCUCUGUUAAGAACUAGGUAUGAGGUCAUUAAGAAGCUUGACUGACUUCCAUCCAGUGGUAUAGCCUGCAUUAGGAAGAUGGAAUCAUCCAAUACAUAGGGUUGAUAGACUUUUAUGCUAUUCGUUGAUUUUCUUACACUUCGAUGAUAUGAUAUAUGAUGGAACAUCUUGCCCUAGUCAUUGGUCUCUUGAGUCUUGACUUUCACAGUUGCACCCCCGCCAGGAUUCCAGGAGUCAAGUACGAAGGCUUUCUUUUGGGUUGAAAACUGCUACAUGAUUGCCCGACUUUUUUGUUGCUUGGUUAGGGGACUUAUGUGCUAGAAGCUAUCAUGUUUCAUAAUCCGCUCGCGUCAGAUACGACCAGCCAGCAUGGUCGAUACGAUACGAGCCACCUUCAACGGCUCGCAAGAAGGAACAGAUCGUGCUGGCUGGUCCUAUUAACUCUCGAAUUCAUUUCCGGGCAGUCAUGAUAACAUCAGAUUACUAAGCUAAACAUUCCAAAUUGUAAUCAUAAUAAUGCCAGCACUGGAACCUUACAGGGUCUUAUUAAAUAUGCCUACAACCAGCCUACAUUGGGCAUUCAUGCUAGUCUAUCUACAUCUACCCAAUAAAAAUGAGAAAAUUUG